Euleptes europaea (tarantolino) is the source of this 3779-nucleotide messenger RNA. RefSeq names its product thrombospondin type 1 domain containing 4 (gene THSD4). Gene Ontology annotation, cellular component: extracellular matrix. Gene Ontology annotation, biological process: extracellular matrix organization. Gene Ontology annotation, molecular function: metalloendopeptidase activity. The record is from RefSeq and is a predicted model, not a curated record. NCBI's taxonomy places the organism in Eukaryota, Metazoa, Chordata, Lepidosauria, Squamata, Sphaerodactylidae. The coding region runs from base 1 to 3777 and encodes 1258 amino acids. The transcript has 22 exons.
AUGAGGCGGUCUGGCAAAGGCCACGGGGACGCCUUCCAAAAAGCUUCAGUGCUGGUGACCCAGAAAGAGGAGGGCGGGUGUGUGUGGCCCCCGGGGGUUCAGAAACUUCCCAUGCAGCUGGCCUCUCUGCAAGCAAAAGCAGAAUUGGACCUGGUGACAGCCAGCGUGGCGUGGCGGUUAAGAGCUGGCUGGGGGGGGGGGUCAGGUGUGCCCAAUUCGGACCCUAACGAGAACGAGGCCGGCCCUCCUGGCUUUCGCCUCAGCGCCGGCCGAGGGGCUUUGGGGCCGAAGCGGGGGCCCCGGAGCCUUUGGCGGCGGUCCCUUUCCCUUCUCCUCGAGCCCGUCUUGGAGGGCAGGUGGCAGCAGAAGCCGCGGCCGCGGCCGGCGCGGGUGCGCUUUUACGCGCCGGUGCGCCUCUGGCGCUGCCGCGGACCGCCGGUGCCUUUCCCCCGCGCCGCGCCGUCGAGAGCAGCCGCCCGGGGAGGGCCGCUUUCCUCGGGGCAGCCGCCGCCCCUGAGCCUUGCCGGGCUUCCCCUCCCCGGGCUCCGGGGGUCCCCCGCCGCAGAGGACCCCUCUGGCCGUCCCAUGCGCCGCUGCAGCCCGAGCCGGCCUCCGCGUGGACCUCCCCUGCAGCGCCCAGGCAGAGCAGGUGAUGUCUUCGGAGACAAACCGAAGCUUGAUUCAGACAAGGUGGAGAUACGAUUGGUGGGGCUCCUCGGUUCCAUUGUGGUGCUUGGGUUUCAGCUUGCGGUUCCACAGCCCGCCAUUGAGCACAGAAAGGUUCCGCAAAGGAUAGACGAACACAACGUUGCUGCGGAAGAAGAAAAUGGAGGAAUCCCGGGGGUCUGGGGAAGCUGGGGGCCCUGGUCAGCCUGCUCUCGGAGCUGCAGCGGAGGGGUCAUGGAGCAAACGAGGCCGUGCCUUCCGGGAUAUUAUUACGAAAGGAACUACCGCCUGCCGGGGCAGUUCUCUGUCUCCGAAAGGACCCUUGGCCACCACCAGCAGCUGCACCACCAAGAAGACCUCCUGAACCCUUAUUCCGGGCACGUCAUCUCCGCCAUACGGACGUCGGUGCCUCUUCACAGGAACGAGGAGCAGAGCCAUGGGGGCCUUCGGGCGGGACUCUCCUCAGCGGGCCGCAACGACAGCCACUUGAGCCGAGGCGCGUUGAGGGGAGGCCGCCCUUCUCAAUCUCGGCGUCGUAGUCCGAGGCCGGAUAGAAGAGGCAGAAACAAAAAUCCCAUUGGACCCGGGAAGUACGGAUAUGGAAAAGUGCCCUACAUCCUGCCCCUGCAGACCAACACGGGGCAAUUGCCGCACAAGCCACGCCGCCAGCGCCAACUGGCAUGGCCAACGGCCAACCAACCAAGCGAGGGCACCGGGAGCCCCUUCGGACAUCCGGCCAGCCCUUCCCAUCACCAAGGCGGCCUGCAGCGGGACGACCGCAGGCCUCAGCCCAGGCCGCAGGGAGCGAGCAGUCCCUUGUAUCGGCAGGCGGUGCACCACGGCCAGGUGUUUCCUGCGUCACAAGGCACGUUCCACAGUACUGACUUGAGCAGCCAUGUUCCGGUAUCCCACCAGCCCAUCCAAGGUCAGCCUCCGGCUCCGAGGACCUCGGCCAUCGUGUGCACUGGAGCCUAUAAGCAACACAAACUCUGCAACACAAAUCCAUGCCCUGAAAACAGAAGCAUCCGGGAUGCGCAGUGUGCAUCGUACAACAACAAGCCUUUUAUGGGUCGGUUCUAUGAGUGGGAACCCUUUGCAGAAGUGAAAGGCAGUCAGAAGUGUGAGCUCAAUUGCCGAGCUGUGGGCUACCGCUUUUACGUCAGGCAAGCCGAGAAGGUCAUCGACGGGACGCCGUGCGACCAAAACGGAACCUCCAUCUGCGUGGCCGGUCAGUGUAAGAAUAUCGGCUGUGAUGACUACCUGGGCUCAGAUAAGGUUGUGGAUAAGUGUGGGAUCUGCGGAGGAGACAACACAGCCUGCAAAGUUGUGUCUGGAGUCUUCAAGCACACCUUGACCAACCUUGGAUACCACAAAAUAGUUGAAAUCCCAGAAGGUGCCACGAAAAUCAACAUCACAGAGAUGUCAAAGAGCAAUAACUACUUGGCCCUGCGCAGUCGUUCGGGGCGGUCAAUCAUCAAUGGGAAUUGGGCGAUUGACCGACCGGGGAAAUACGAGGGAGGAGGGACCAUGUUCACCUACAAGCGCCCCAACGAAAUCUCGAGCACCGCUGGGGAGUCCUUCUUAGCGGACGGCCCAACUAACGAAAUCUUGGAUGUCUACAUGAUACAUCAGCAGCCCAACCCAGGUAUCCAUUACGAGUACAUCAUCCCAGGGCCCAAUGUCAUCAGUCCUCAGGUGCCUCUUCACAGGCGGCCAGGAGAGCCAUUCAAUGGCCAGUUGGAUGUGGCGGAGACUGUGAAUUAUGAGGAGGAAGAUUUGCAUCGGGAGACAGGCACUCACGUUGGGCAGGCCGGGGGGACCUUUCCUGUGAUCCAGCCAGGCCGGUUUCCUUUGCAUCCACCAGAUAACCAGGUGCCUGCUGGUCAGCCACCAAGACGGAACAGAGAGCACAACUGGAAACAGAUUGGGAUGACUGAAUGCUCCACCACAUGUGGGAAAGGGUCGCAGUAUCCCAUCUUCCGCUGCGUGAGCAGAAACACUCACGAGGAGGUGACCGAAAGUUACUGUGACCUCGGCACCAAGCCGACUCCAGAAGAGGAAGCCUGCAACAUUUUCCCUUGCCCAGCCUUCUGGGACAUAGGGGAGUGGUCAGAGUGCAGCAAGACCUGUGGCCUGGGAAUGCAACACCGCCAAGUCCUGUGCCGGCAGAUCUACGCCAACCGUACCCUGACGGUCCAGCCGUACCGCUGCCACCACCUGGAGAAACCAGAGACAACAAGUACAUGCCAGCUGAAGAUCUGCAGCGAAUGGCAAAUUCGGACAGAAUGGACACCGUGUUCGGUGCCAUGCGGAGUGGGGCAGCGGAUGCGAGACGUCAAGUGCGUGAGCAACCUAGGAGACGUGGUCGACGACGAGGAAUGCAACAUGAAGCUACGGCCGAAUGACAUCGAGAAUUGCGAUAUGGGACCCUGCGCCAAGAGCUGGUUUCUCACGGACUGGAGUGACCGAUGUUCUGCAGAAUGUGGCACGGGCGUCCGGACGCGCUCCGUCGUAUGCAUGACCAACCACAUCAGCAGUUUACCCCUGGAAGGCUGCGGGCACAGCAGGCCUUCGGACACAACCCCCUGCGACAGCGGGCCAUGUUUCGGGAAGGUGGAGUGGUUUGCGGGGAGCUGGAGCCAGUGUUCGGUUGAGUGCGGCAGCGGAACACAGCAGAGGGAGGUGAUUUGUAUCCGGAAGGCCGAGAGCAGCUUCGAGAUGUUGAAUCCCUACGAGUGUUCGCAUUUGGAAAGACCGCCCAGCCAGCAAUCCUGCGAACUCAAGCCUUGCGGCGCCAAAUGGUUUAGUACAGAAUGGAGCACGUGCUCAAAAUCUUGCGAAGGCGGCUUCCGAGUCCGAGAGGUACGAUGUCUGUCCGACGACAUGACACCAAGCACCAAGUGCGAACCACAGCUCAAACCGGAGGAGCGGGAACCCUGCAACACCCAGGACUGCGUACCAGAAAUAGAUGAAAACUGCAAAGACAAAUAUUACAACUGCAACGUGGUGGUCCAGGCCCGGCUCUGCGUUUACACCUACUACAAGACGGCAUGCUGCGCCUCCUGUCUGAGGGUCGCCAACAGGCAGUCGGGGUUUCUGGGACGCAGAUAACA